This is a messenger RNA of Oryza sativa Japonica Group (Japanese rice), 1937 nucleotides long. RefSeq lists its product as uncharacterized. The record is from RefSeq and is a predicted model, not a curated record. NCBI's taxonomy places the organism in Eukaryota, Viridiplantae, Streptophyta, Magnoliopsida, Poales, Poaceae.
UUGGCUUGGCCGCGUUCUGCUGUUAUUUUGGGGAGAAAAGAAAGAGAAGGCCGCGCCGGGCGGUCUAGUCACGUGACGAGUCCAUUCAGUUUCAGGCAGAGUGAACGCCGCCGGCGGCCGGUGCCGUGUGAUUGCCAAUUUGCCUGCACCGCCUCGGCACUGUAAUGUUACAUGGCAGUGCACAUCCAAUCUGCGUGCUCGCGUGGCGCAGGAGAGCGGCAUUUGAUUCCUUCUUCCCUUUCAUCCUUUGCAAGUUAAAAUGCAGCACGGUAACACGCUUUUCCUUUUAGCUGGUGCCUUUGGUAUAUGAGACACAGACUCUGCGAUUGUCAGUCCAGCCGGUGUCCUCUACGACCAGAAAUCUUCUUUUCUUUACCACGAACAAACCACCCCCUUGUUGCUGGGCCUGGGAAUCGAUCUCUCGUCUUUCUUCGCCACGACUCCCCUCUUCCUCCCCUCCUCGCCCUCUCGUCGUCUUCUUCGCCACAAGUCUCCUCUUCCUCCCCUCCCAUCUCCUCCCGGCUCCAUGGCCAUGCAUACACCACCGUGGGAGGAGCUCCCUGCCGACGUCCUUAGGAUCGUCUUCUCCAGGGUCGCAUGCCGUGCAGACCGCCAGGUGAUGGCCGGGGUCUGCGGGGCUUGGCGCCGCGCCGUGAAGGUGAAGGUAGCAACAGGCCAGCCGCCACGCCCGCGCCAGCUUCCCUGUCUGCUGCGCCCCAACGGUGGUGAUUCCUCCGUCUGCUGCCUGCUCUGCUCCGGCGGCCACGGGAUCAGCGUCGUCCACGCCGCCCACCUCCCGCAGCAGCCCGUCGACGCACGCCACGCCCGCUUCUUCGGGUCUCACGACGGCAGCUGGGCGUUCCUCGCCUCCGCCCAAACAAGCGGCCACGUCCUUCAGAAGUUCGGCACCGACACCAUCAUCCCGCUCCCCGACUUCAUGGAUGUGCAGGGAGGAGAGAGCUCCUCCAUCGUCCACCUCGCCGCGACGCUCUCGCACCAGCCGGGCCACGCCAGUUGCCUCGUCGCGGCGAUCGUCAAGACGUACCCCAUCGAUGUCAUGUCUUUGAGAGCUGUCGCGUUCUGGCGCAUGGACCAUGGCACCAUGGCCUCCGAGCUCCACAGAACAGAGAUCGAGGCUAUGGAGCCAGAGGACAUCAUCUUCCACAAGGGCGUCCUUCUCGUCCUCACCCAGCAGGAGAAUCUACUGGCGUGGAUCCCAGAGUACACGGACGAGGGGCGUGGAGUCGAGAUGCACGGACCGGAGCACCGCGCCUGCGGCAAGCCCAGGAUCUACAACGAACUGGCCGUUCAGUCACGGUACCUCGUGGAGUCCCAGAACUGCCUACUGCUGAUCGUGAGAUACAGGGAGGGUCAUCCCACUUCUUCCACCCAAGAACUCAAGAUAUUCCAGCUGGUGGAGCUUGAGAUACCGGAUGAGAACGGUAUUAUGAUGACACGUUACAAUUGGGUAGAGCUGUUCUCUCUGUUUGGCGAGAUGAUCUUCCUUGGGCGAGGCUGCUCCAGAUCCUACAAUGUGUCCAACUACCCGGGCUUCACAGAAGGCGUAUACUUCCUGGACGACGGGAGCUUCUACCAUGCUGACCUCCUGUCCCAUGACGCUGCCGACCAGAAGUACACCUGCAGUGACAAUGGGAGGUGGGUGAACCUCCAGGUCGACCGCUGCUUCCCGCCGGAGCAAAGCUGCUCCUGCUCUCCUCCGAUUUGGGUUCUCCCUUGAAGGGAUUGUGGUUACUUCUGCAAUUUUACUCUGCUGUAAGCUGAAGUACGGUUCCUUGCAUGAAUGACUUUCAGCUUAGAACAUUUAUUUUGAGCAUUGCCUCUAUUGUCCUUGUCACAUUUCUGAUAAUUCCUGAUAAUUCAGUAGCUCUCUAAAUGUCAGUGGAUGAUUGCAGAUAUCUUCAUGUUGCUACGCUUGU